This is a messenger RNA of Caretta caretta (loggerhead turtle), 3311 nucleotides long. RefSeq names its product tRNA phosphotransferase 1 (gene TRPT1). Gene Ontology annotation, molecular function: tRNA 2'-phosphotransferase activity. The record is from RefSeq and is a predicted model, not a curated record. Gene Ontology annotation, biological process: tRNA splicing, via endonucleolytic cleavage and ligation. NCBI's taxonomy places the organism in Eukaryota, Metazoa, Chordata, Testudines, Cheloniidae.
GAGAGAGAGAGUGGGGGAGGGACUGGCUAGCUCAGGGGAGUGUGGAGUGUGAUUCGGGGGUCUUUCCCCUCUAGGGGGCACUGGCACUUGGCCUUUCCCUGCUUUAGCCCCUUCCCCAAGGGCUACAUGAGCUCUAGGGGGAAUCCCCAUGCCCCAGAGGGGGGCUGGUGCACCCUGGAGACUCUGAUGGGCCUGGGGCACCAUCCCCAUGCUAAGGAGGAUGAGGGACACUGGGUUCCCCAGCUCUCUGGCCUGCAUUGUCUAGUCUUACUAUGCGGCAACCCCUCAGCCGGCCCUCUUGCCCCAGGGCUGGAUACAGUACUAGUCGCUCAUGAUGAUAAUACAGAGGCUUCUGCCCCAUCUCCCCUCCCAGAACCAGGGAGAGAAACCAGGAGUCCUGACUCCCAACCCCAUGUUCUAACCACUGGACCACACACACACCCCUCAGGUAGAGAGGGGACAAAAUUCCUGGGUUCUAUCCUGGGCUCAGUGGGAUGUGGGGGUCUAGUGGUUAGAUCUGGGCAGGAUCUUUCCCUAGUCAAAGCUGGGCAGUGGAUGGGGUUGGCCCUGCAUACCUAUGGACAUCCCAUUCAUGUCUGGAGGCGUCAGCCAUAGGGGCCCUGGAGACAUUAAUCCUGGUCUCGGCCGGCCCGAGGGCAGCUCAGCCCCUAAUCGGCUCAAGGAGGGGUGAAUGGCUAGUUUGAUGGUGAGGCCUGGAAUCCCAGAUGAUUAAUUGUAUUCAAGUUGCCAAUAAGCUGGAUAAUCGGAGCUGAGUGGAGGGAACGCCUAAAGCUUUGAGAUGCAGCCUUCUCUCACGCCAUCCCAGCCUAGGAUCGCCCCUGUGGGAGACCAUGGACUAUGGAUGGAUACUUCCCACCAACCCCAUCUGUCCUGAGUCCUCUUGGCCUUCUCCCCAUAAAUUGCAUUAAUCUGCCGUGCCCCAACCCUGGGGGAAACUGAGGCACGGAUAAGGUGACGGAUGUGCCUGAUGUCACACAGUGAGGUGGUAAAAUCAGGAAUAGAAUCUACACGUCCUGAUGCCCAGCCCCGCUGCUGUAACCACUAGGAUUCCCUCCCUACCCAGAGCUGAUAGUAAACUUUAUCAUCAUCAUCAUCAUCAUCAUAUUCUUUGCAACUGCCUUGGCUGGUGGAAUGAACUAGGCCAAGGGUGCGGGAGUCAGGGCCUCCCCCAGCUGUCCAUAUCAGAGGGUGGUGCUGCGGAAAGGGCUCUGUGCUUCAAGGAGGUGAAAGGUGACUCUAGGAGCACAAGGUGCUGCCACAAGCCAGUCUGACUCACUGAGUCACCUCCUGCUGGCCAGGGGCUGCUGUCAUGGCCUCAGCUACCCUCAGCCCCUGCCCCCAACCCCAACUUUAACCCCUAGACCCCACUCCCUGCCCCGUGCUGAGGAUAGAACCCAGGAGACCUGACUCCUAGCUCCUACCCAGAGAGUGGAUUGCACAGUGUGGGGUACCUCAUCCUUAGCCUCAGUUUACCUGUUCUUAAUUUCACCCCAUUUUUUCCUCAUUUACCCCCCAUAACACCCUCUUUUCCUGCCCUUCCCCAUCUCCCAUUGCCCUGGCUUAGGGUGGGGCUGGCAUCUGGGACGAUUCCUUCUGUAGCAGGGCUGUGGCCCUUCAAACCCCCUUUGCAAACAAGAGACCCAGCAGCUGGCAGCCAGAGCUGGAGCUGCCUGCAGAGCGGGUGUGGGGCGCCACCAUGUGUGGCCAGGCAGCAGUGCUGGGCCUGCUGCAGGGUCUGGACUCAGCCCAGAGUAGAGAGGGAAGGGGGCGGAUGGAUAGAUGGGGAUAGGCAGGCAGGUGGAGAGAGUGACCUGAAGAAGAGCCCUGUGAAAGCUUGGGAAGUAGGUCUAAUAAGAGCUAUUACUCCGUGCGCCCUGUCUGACUCAGAUAGGUGGGCCUGGGCCUAGACAGACAGUCAGAGGCAGCGGUGGAGGAUGAACCCUGCUUCCAAGAACCCCUGCCCCCCCAGAUUAUUCCACCUUUGCCCAGUAGGGGGAGUCUCCCUCCGCCCACAACAAGUGCCCCUGGGGCAUGUAGGAGCUGGAAUACCAGGCUAGUUGGGUGCCCACGGCUGACCAGUCCUACCUGAAAGACUACAACUCCCAGAAGCCUUUGCGGCCCAAAAGCUCGGCCUCCAGGCCACGACCUUGCCCAUGAUGCUUGGUGGGUGGGGCUGGAGCAGUUGAGUUCAAGUUUGCAGCUGUGGUUACUGGGAGACUGGCAGUCUGGUCUGGUCUGGUCUGGGACUGGGUGAUUGCCCCCGGCAAGGGAGCGCUGAGACAGAGGAGGAGGGGAGCGAGAGAGCUGGGGAGUGUGGGACUGGUUGGGAGGGGGUCCUGGGGGAGGGAGACAGGACAGUGGGACUGGUGGGGAGAGGGGGCAGGAGAGUGGGAUUGGUGGGCAGGGGCUCUGGGAACAGGGUAACUGCCUUUAGGCAUUCUAGGGAGGCUGAGGCUGUACAGAGCCCAGGAGCAGGGUGGGAGCGACUAGCAUGGAUCCAGGGGGAGCAGAAUCUCAGCAGCCCCUCCCUAGGGCUCCUGGGAGAGGGAGCCGGAAGUCUGGGAGUCGAAAGAGGCACCAGGACCAGAAUCCAGAUGUCCGUCUGUCCAAAGCCUUGUCCUAUGUUUUGCGUCAUGGAGCAGCCCAGCUGGGGCUGGAGAUGGGUGCUGAUGGGUUCUUAGACGUGGCUGCCCUGCUGAGCCUGCCCCGCUUUGGGGGGGUCUCUGUGGCCGAUGUGCGACACGUUGUGGAGACUAACGAGAAGCGCCGCUUUGCCCUGCGCCCCCACCCUAGUGAUGGGCGCUUGCAGAUCCGCGCCAACCAGGGGCACUCACUGCAGCAGGUGUCAGAGCUAGAGCUGAUCCCACUGCUGGAGCCCACAGCCCUACCCCAGACCAUAGCCCAUGGCACUUACCUGCGGCACUGGCCGGCCAUCUGCCGAGGGGGCCUUUCCCGCAUGGGGCGCAACCAUAUCCACCUAGCACCUGGGCUGCCCGGGGAUGGACAUGUCCUCAGCGGGAUGAGGCAGGACUGUGAUGUGGCUAUAGUGAUUGAUGGGCCCCAGGCACUGGCAGAUGGGAUCCAGUUCUAUCGCUCAGCUAAUGGUGUCAUCCUCACACCGGGUGAUGCUGAAGGCCUCUUGCCUCCCCGGUACUUCCAGAGAGUCCUGCAGCUCCAGCCUGACAGGCGUUUGCUACCCCUCGAGUGACUCUCACAGGGUCCAGGGCCAUGGCAUGGAGGAGAAUCAGGCAGGAGAGAGCAGUGUAAAAUAAAAUCCCUAUUGUUCCAUC